AUGCUACCAAAAGUUUAUACACUGCAUUGCUACAUGGUGUCGGACAAAUCCGCGGACGCACGCGCGACUUUUCAAACAGAGAUUUACAGGCAUUAUUGCUUGCUAUCCCCACACCCACAAACGAACUAUUCAGUGUCGCUGCCAGGACAAAUCACAGAGGCCGUUUUGAACAUCGCGUUUCCACAACUCCCACAAGACUUACAGUCGUGUUCUUUUCGGGACAUGGUGAGCUACUGCUGCAUGUCUUCAACCAUUUUUAAUGACUUCAUUUGGACGUUCAGACUCUUCACAACACCACGCGACCUCUUAAGCGAAUUUUUUUUUCGAUACGAGGUCGUGAUGAGUAUUCACUGCCAACAAAGUGUAGUGAUACGAGCUCGAAUCACUCGGAUGUUGUCUGUGUUCUCAACAAAAAUCUUGCCACUGCUCUCACAUAUCGAAGCAGAAGAAGCCAUUCAAGUGAUGACCAUUUUCACUGAUAGAAUGCUCAACUAUGGAAUGAAAAAACAAUCAAAUUUACUCAGAAAACAAAUCACUGACAAAACAGUCGUCUUUAUAUCACCAAAACCACGCGUCGAGUUCAUCUCGUUGGAGUUUGUGUUGGCGACAUUUAAAGCAAGUUUCCUUGAAAUCGACCCAAUCGAUUUCGCAAGGCAAAUGACUUUAAUCCAGUCCGACGCAUUUCAGAAAAUCUCAAAUUUCGAAUUGAUCUUGUGGAAUAAGGCGAAGGACCGAUGUCCGAAUGUACAAAACUGUGUGAAUCUCUUUAACAACUUUCAAAACUACUUUGCGCAUCAAAUACUGACGGAAAACUCCGCAAAGAUCCGCGCGAAAAUCAUCGAGAACAUUUUAAUCAUUGCCAACGAGUGUUUUAAACUCCAAAAUUAUGACGCGGUGAUUUGUAUCAUCACGUUGUUCUCGACAAGUGCAAUAUGUCGCCUCAAAAAAUCGUUUUCUUUUGUGUCUCCGGAGUACGCGAAGAUCAGUCAGAGGCUCAACGACUUUGCAUCGCCCGAUGAGCGAUGGAAGAACUAUCGAAAUGAAUUAAAGUAUGCUAUCCACAAACCAUGUGUACCCUAUGUUGGGUGUUUCCUUGGUGACAUAUUGUUCACGGACGAUGGGUUGAAGUCCACGACAGAGGAGGAUGGAAUUAAUUUCAACAAGUGUAAGAGAAUGACUGCAAUUGCAGAGGAAGUUUCUGUGUUAAAGCAACGGGUGUAUUGUUUGAGCACAAAUGAAGUACUUCAGAGAUAUAUGUUACAAGCAAUUGUCGAAGAAACAACACUUGAAAGUAAUCGACUUGACAUAUCGAAGAAGUUGGAACCAAUUGGGGGUCAAGAGAAGAUACGGAGAUUAAGUAGUGGUGAAAUAAUUAAGGACCCGAAUCGAAUCACCCUCGACUUUUUGAAUGACAGUGGCGUGUUAGAGAGUUAUAGUGUUAUUAAAGGGACGAUUUACAUUUCGUUUAUACAAACAGUGUGUUCUCUGGAUGAAGACGACAUCCACGAAACACGUGUUAUUUUAUACGAGAACGAAAGAAUAAUUGAAGUUGAGUUAGACGAAGAGGUGUUUCAAAGUGACGGAGUCUAUGUCAUAAUGGAUCCGAAUCGGAACAUUGGUGUUCAGUAUUCGAAUGAAGAAAUAAUGAUGCCAAUGGAUGUGACAAAGAAAAUGGGGAGUGUUCGAGAAGCUUUAAAGCGAGUUUUUGGGUGUCAAGAAUGUGUCACGUUUUUCCGAGGGGAUGGGAAACGGAUAGUUGGGUGGAUAUCAUCUGAGAGUAUCAUUGGUGAUGUUGUUAAAGAGAAGAAUAGCAUAGUGAUGGUGGCUAAGAGUUCAUUUAGUCAACUUUUAGAAGACUCGUUUGUUGGGUCUUCAUUCUUUGGGCGCUACGAAGUUUCGAAUGAAUAUGGAAGUGCUAUGUUAGUCCAGGCAGAGCAAUUUCUCUGUAUCAAAACAGAAACAUACAAUGUCAUUCCAAAGGAAAAUAUUAGUAUAGUCUACGAACCAUUAAACGAACAAAUCAAAAUUUUUUCGAAUUGGGAAGGAGGGGUACAGAAGAUUGUAGGGACUUACAAAGGCGAAAUGGCAGUGUUACAAAAAGUGGUUGAGAUUUUUCAUUGCAAAUAUGGACUUUGUGGUGUUCGAGUUGACGAUUUGUAUUGUGAAGAAGGGCUUCCCCCUGUUCUUUUGAAGAUCUGCAAUGCAAUGUACUUGAAUGAGAAAUUUACAUCUGAAUAUUUCUUUAUUGAAACCGACUUGAAAGAAGCACAAAACAUGUUAACAAAAUGCGAACUUGGUGAAUACGUCGACUUCUAUUUACUUUCAUCGAAGAUUGUUGUUGGGAUGUUUGUCUUGUUUUUAAGUGCAAUGGUUGAGCCAUUUUUUAGUGUUGAGUCAAUGCCUUCGUUUGGUGACAAUGAUAUACUAAAGAUAUCUAAUUUUCUUAUUAACCACAUCACACACUCAACAAAGAAAAAAGUACUUCAAUUGAUCUUGUUUGUACUCCACGGAUGGGUUAUAUACAAUCCAAAUCUUAAAGAAGUCACUCUCCAAUUCACAGAAUACUUCUUUAAACAAAAUAUCCCACCAGCAACACAAUGGAAAAUCUUUAAGUAUAUGGUCACGCACUACGAAGAAUUGACAUUUAAAGAACCACAAAAAACUAUUUUAAAACCACGACCCGAUCAACACGUUUCGAUUGGAUGUCUUGUUCACGGCUUUUUUAAACAAGUCGACUUCGCGAAGAAAACUCAACACGUCCUUUUGUGCGAAAAACAUCGCGCUGUCGAGCGUGGCACAGAACUACUCAAACCAAAUUUAAAGUUUGCGAAGGCACGACCGACAACAAAAACACAACGCCCGACAGUGGUGGUGGGUAAGAGGGCUUCAGAGAAAAUCACGAUAUUCCCGAAGUCCCCAGAACUCCCCCUUUCAAAAUCACAAUCUGGGUCUGGUCUUACAUCACCACGGUCACAACUUGUGAACUCGAGUGUAGUCAUUGGAGCACGAUCGAAGAGUGAGGGGAAACGACCGUCGCGCUCUAUGAUCAUUGAAACGAUCGAGUAA
Molecule: messenger RNA, 3066 nt
Organism: Entamoeba invadens IP1
Lineage: Eukaryota; Evosea; Mastigamoebida; Endamoebidae
Product: guanine nucleotide exchange factor, putative
Exons: 2
Coding region: 1-3066 (1021 amino acids)
Biological process (GO): Ras protein signal transduction; positive regulation of GTPase activity
Cellular component (GO): plasma membrane
Molecular function (GO): guanyl-nucleotide exchange factor activity
Source: RefSeq, a predicted model, not a curated record